Messenger RNA from Rhagoletis zephyria (snowberry fruit fly), 370 nucleotides. RefSeq names its product dystrophin, isoforms A/C/F/G/H-like. Lineage: Eukaryota; Metazoa; Arthropoda; Insecta; Diptera; Tephritidae. The record is from RefSeq and is a predicted model, not a curated record.
AGGCGAAAGCGCCAUUGAGGACUUGAAACUUUUGAUUGCGCCCGAUGCCGCCACCUUGAUUUCUCAAGGUGAUUCUUUGGUGCUAGAGACUCACGGCAAACAGGGAAAUCUCUCACGUUUGGUUAUGAAAACACAGAUUAUAUUACGAGAGAAAUUCCGUGAGGUGCAGCAAUCCAAAUCCAAAGUACCUGGCUUGCCGCAACACACCGAUGACAACAAUACGCCCAGUCCACGUUCUACACUUGAAAAGCUUAACAUCGAUCUAGAAGAACUCGUCACGAAAGGUCUCAAACGCAUAAACGAUCUAAUUGAGAAGCCAUACGAUAAGAAAUCUAUUGAGGCACUAGAGCGCCGCCUUGAGGAGAUUAGC